AUGCAGCCGAACGCGAGUAUCCUGCUGUACAGACGCUGCGCGCGCAGCUGCAUCUCUCAUGCUCGUGGAGAUGCGAAGAGAGAAGCUGCCUGUAUCAGCUUGUCAAACGCGCAGCAAGGCGCUCGGCGCGGAGAGUUCAGAGAGCGCACCAAAAAAAGCCGAAAGAGCGGAGAAAUCAACUUGCUGAGCUCGAAGAAACGUGAACAGGAGGACGAACCGCGCGCCUCUCCCUUCGACGCUCGACAGCACCAUCACCUGACACCAAGUGAAGGCCGGCGCACAGCUCUCGCUCACGAAACGUAUGGACAAGACGACAACAAAGAAAAACAAAGAAGCCAGACAGGAGGAAAAGGCGCUGCAAGGCGAGGGAUGGUGCAAAAGGCCGCACACGACAACGAAGAGGCUGUGCUCAAGGAAACGCGGAGGACGACGCGGGUCACGCCGAGGCUCAGCCGCCAGCGCGAGCACGCUGCCUGA
Molecule: messenger RNA, 477 nt
Organism: Besnoitia besnoiti
Lineage: Eukaryota; Apicomplexa; Conoidasida; Eucoccidiorida; Sarcocystidae
Exons: 1
Coding region: 1-477 (158 amino acids)
Source: RefSeq, a predicted model, not a curated record